Echinostoma caproni is the source of this 585-nucleotide messenger RNA. The record is from the annotation of a GenBank genome assembly. Lineage: Eukaryota; Metazoa; Platyhelminthes; Trematoda; Plagiorchiida; Echinostomatidae.
AUGAGGUCCGCAGAAUCUCUGUCGGGACCUAGACUACCAGCACCGGUUCCACGACGUGUUCCCCGCGCGGAUUUACGAUCAAAAUCAUCGGAUUUGCCUCACAUCAAGAAAUCGAAACUAGAUCCUGUUGAUCCUCAGGUUCCUGACGGUGGUGCCGUGGAUACUCGUCUAGAGGACACCAUGGCAACUGCCAGAAGAGCAACGAAUGGUGAUGAUAACUCAAUUGUGGACAGCGUAAAGCUACAUAUUCCAUCAGAGAAGUCCGAACAUUGUCAGGCAGAUGCCGCAGAACAAUGCCCACUCGUCAAAGGGGUUGAUACAUCUUUACGCCGCACACCUUCAUUCCAUCCAGAACCGAAUCAAAUGAACGGGUUUCAACCAACUCUGAAAUCGUCCGAACAAGACCAUGAACCAAAUGUUCGCUCUAUGCAACAGGGGACCGGUGCCUUACCACCAAUAUCGGAACAGUCAACGGCCGGGACACAGUUUCCCCACGUCCCAUUUUCAUCGAUCCCAAUCAGUUCGGAACCGUCACCUAAGCCGUCCUCACAAGGUUCAUUUUUUCAACGUGCCAAAGGUGAGUAA